Molecule: messenger RNA, 4059 nt
Organism: Calliphora vicina (urban bluebottle blowfly)
Lineage: Eukaryota; Metazoa; Arthropoda; Insecta; Diptera; Calliphoridae
Product: PDZ and LIM domain protein Zasp-like
Exons: 1
Source: RefSeq, a predicted model, not a curated record
CUUCUAAUAGAAGCCAAUGAAGAAGGCUUGCAACCGCAAUAUGCUGAGUGUUACUUCGAGGAGGACUUUGAGGUGGAGGAGACCAACAGACAGCAACGUUCGAAUUUUUGUUGGCCACCUGCUGAGGAUGAUAGUAGUCGUGCUCCUACAGCAGCUCCUUUGUAUAUAGCUCCACCUGAAACACAGCACGUGGUGGCAAAACCAUUAGAAAAUCCUCCGCCUCCGCCACCGGGUAAUGUUACAGUAUGCGGUCAAUGUCAUUGCAGUGGUGAGUCUGAGCAGCAGCAGCAACUGCAAAUACAGCAGCAACAACAACAACAAUCUCAAUGGCAAAGUCGUUCCGCUCCUCAAUUAACCAGUGGUGUUGCUCAACUGGAAUGUGAAUCAGGAUCGGAUUCUUAUACAUCCACCAGCACUACUACCACCACCACCUCGGAGGAGUAUCAACGCAUGUAUGCGGCACAGGUACAGGCCUAUCAAAUGCAGCAGGCCUACGAACAGUCUGGUUCUGAAUUUGACUAUCACAUGGACAUGGAAGUAGCCGCUAUGCAGCAACAAGAUCAUUUGCAGCUCUCGUCGUCACAUUAUUCCGAGAGUGGCCGCCGUAGUGCUCAAGAAUGCAUAGAGACUUUAGUGCCCCCCUUAAGCACCUACCGACUGGUAGACAUGGUAAGAGAGGUAACUCCCAGUCCUGUACCCGAACCUAGUCAGGGAUCGCGCCAUGUGGUCUUUCUAGAUGAUCCCGAAGUCAAAGAAGAGGAUUCAUAUUCUGAACAUCGUCAACGCGAAGAACAAGGUAAUGAAGGCGAAGAAAAACAACAACAAAAACACACAACAGAAACACAAGAAUCCUCGUAUGAGGAAGAAAUUGAAGAGAAAGGUUUCGUCAAAGAUGAUCGUUCUCAUAUCCUAGAAAGUCAACGUAUUUUCCAACCUACUCCCGAAAUUAAAUUCGAAAUAGCCCCCGUCAAACAAAUACCUCCCACCAAGAUUCCCAAUCCUUGUCCCAAAGAGUGGAUAAACCCUAUGGUACGGGUUUUGACCACUGCUCCUGAGACACCCUUUCAUAUGGUAGGUUGUUUGUGUCCCAAACCCUGCGAGUGUACAUGUCAAGUAGAUCCUGAGGCAGAAGUUGCCAAGGAAAUACCUGAAGAGCCUCCUAAAGAACCAAUACCAGAACCUUACGAACGACCACCAUCUCCGGAACCCGAACCAGUGCACAUCAAUACCAUUUGGGAUACUCCCACGCUCUCCAAAGCAAUGACUAUUGCUCCAGAGUUUGAACUGAAAUUUGCUCCACCCGCCUCCGAAGGUAUACCCUUGCCCGAGGAGACUGAGCCUUACAUGCCCCCACCCACUGAAAUUAAGCCCUAUGUACGCGAGGAUUAUCGUCCAAAGACUCCUUUGUUACGUGCUCUAACCACGGCUCCAGAAAAACCUUUCGAAGCGCACUUUGAUCGUGAUGUUCCCAUACAUAUUCUCGAUUUGCCUACACCCAAGGAACAUCUAUCAAUGAAGGAUGCCUUGCGCACAGCGCCCGAACGUCCUUAUACUCCACUAGAUCCUGAAAAUGCCACACACAUGUUUGAGGAGAAGCAAAAAGAAGAAGAAAAGAAAAAGACAGAAUUUCAGGUUUUGGACAGAGAAGAAGAAUUGGGUUUGUCGAAGGAGGCAUUGGAACAGGUGGAGUAUUAUACCACAGAAAAGCGUAAAUCAUCAACAUCAGCAUUUGCGGCCAUGCAAGCAUUCCAACCAUCCUCACAACCUUUAUCCUCUACAACGACACCUCGCCACUCCAUUUCCUACACUAAAGCCGAAAAUGAUCUCGAGUAUAAAAAAUAUUAUGAUGCUCAUGAGCGUUAUCAGAAAAGACGUAGUUAUUUUUCACAAAAGGAGCAAGAACUCUUACAACAACAACAAACCAACACAACCUCACAACUACAAGAACAACAACAACAACAACAGACUAAUACACGUGAAGAGUCCUCAUUGUAUUCCUCUACCAAAGCUAGCACUUCUUCCUCUAACUCCUUCUCCGCAGUCCAACAACAACAACAGCAAACUACCUCAUCAACAUAUGCUUCGAAUUUAACACAAGCUACCAAAUCAUCCCAAUCAAUGGCUUAUGCGACAGCUGGUUCCGCAUCCACAAAAGUAGAUGUACAAGAAAUAAUCGAAGAAGUAACCGAUGAACUUGAGCAUUCUGAGGUUAUCUUUCCACCACCCUCACCCCUUAGUCAUUUGAAACAAAAAACAACAUCGGGUCUCCACAGACCAGACUCCAUACCGAAAUACCAGCGCAAUUGGACAGUGCUGCCCACUCAAAGUCCUGCACGCACACCGGAACCACCAGAAUUGCGUGAAAAUAUCCCUCUGGCUUUUGUAGAUACUCCCAAAACACCCACUACCUUUAAUGGUACCAGUGGUAAUACUGUACAUAAACCUGUGGCCCAAAUGUCUGCACGCUCAGUCACCCAGCAGCAAUCACAGUCGCACCAACAGCAGACAUCUGCUUCUGCCUACAGUUCAUCUGCUAUGUGUUGCAAAACCGAACAGAGGCAGCAGCAAAUGUCUUCGACAGUCAAUACUUCCUCCACAACCGCUUCCGAUUCCGCUAAACAGCAGCUACAGUUGACUAAACCCACUAUACCAAUUAUUGUUGAAGAUCGCUCGGGACCAGUUACCAUGGCUUUUCAAGCUUUAGAUGAACAUAUGGUGAGAGAUCAAUCUCAAACACCCUCACGGCCAUAUACGCCUUCCAUGAUAAAUAAACCAGCCCCCAUAACUCCAUACUAUCAGACGCCUGAAAAAUUAUGCUUUGAUGAAUGUCCGGCUACUCAUGCUCGUGAUUACGAUCGUCGUUCAGCUUCUCCUUUUCCAGAUCGCGCUAGAUCUCCAGCUCCUGGACCACCACCAAAUCCAUUGGCUGCUAUACGUGCUCCUCGCAUGAAGGAAACAGAAGUCUCACCACUAAGUCCACGCGUACUACAAGCCGGCUCUAUUACAACGGGACAAAGCUAUUUGGGAGCUCAACAGGCUCAACAGCAAGAACGAUUGCUCUCUCACACCGCCACUGGCACUCAAUCGGCCAUGCAAAGUUUCACCCAAGAGCCGGAGAAGAGAGAAAAAAUGCAAAUUGGUAAUAUGACCGUGGAAAGAAGUGAGAAGGCUUCGCGUCUGGAGGAACAAAAACAAAGUCAAAUGCAAUCUCACACCAAAACACAAGUGGGCAACACCCAGAUCGAACGUAGACGCAAAGUUACCGAAGAAUUCGAGCACACUUCAUCGGCUAAGACUGUGGAAAUACGCACUGGUUCACAAUCCACCACAGAAAGGAGACAGUCGUAUGGAAAAACUGGUUAUGUGGCCAAUCAGGCUAGACGCUUGUCUGGUCUCGAACAAGAGAUCACCAACUUGACCAGCCAGUCACAGGCCAUUAGUGCUCGAGCGGCCACUUUGACGGAAACGAAAUUUCCCGAACUGCAUAGUGAGGGCGGUCAGUCGAAAUUCCCCACAAAACCAGUGCUUUCUACUCACGAUGAACCUCAGCAACCGAGCUAUUAUGUUUCUGGAGCCACUACUAAAAAAUUGGAUGAACCGGCUUGCACGAUCUACCCACCAGCCCAGCAAACCCAAUUAUCAACUACGUACGGAGCAUCAUUGGUUUCUGCGCAGCAAUCACAAUCGCAACAACAACAGAAAUCAUUAACUACAUUAUCAACAACAUCAUGUUCACAUCAACAAAAACAACAACAAGCUAACACUGUUAGCUGUAGUCUAACCAAAGCUUCUGCUACUACUUGUACUAAUAAUCAAGCUUAUCAAUCGAUCACAGCUGGCUCUAACCUUAAUGCUACUUCUACUUCUGCCACUACUUCAUCUGCAACUGGCACUGCACCCUCGGGUGUUUGCCCAGUAACGGGUACAUUCUGUCGUCCCGGUCAUACGUGCUGCAAGCAGCAACUAUUGCAAUCAUCAAAUAAUAAUGGCUCACGACCGACUGCUUCUUUAGGUACAGCUGGUUGUAAGCCACCACAUGCUCCAGCUUCCUCUAAUAUU